AAAAAUGACAGCUUGAAACUUCUCACUACCAAUUAUUAGAACUUACUUGAUCCAUUCUUGGUUUUUUUGAACAGAUCAUGGUUUUGCAUCAACGUAUAAAAAGUGAAAAUUAUUAUAUACUAGUGAAAAUACUCCAAAAUUCUUCGAUGGAGAUUGAACUAGAAGAACUAACCUUAAGGCAUUUCAUUACUUUAGCUCUUUCUCAAUCUUUCGGGAUCUUUGGAUCAGCUAUUUCCGUGGAUAUAAUUCACAGGGACGCGUCGCUUUUGUAUCUCAGGUGUCACAUCAAUGACUCUGAGAAACUUUUAUUAGCCCUUGGUUCUUAUAUUCGAGAGCCAGAGCAAGUCCGUUUUCAAGUAUUACAUGCAUCAAAUUUUUUGUUUAAAAUUGGACCCAAACCGAUUUCAUUUUACUAAAUUAUUACUUUAAAGUCAUUUCAUUUUUCUUUUUGAGCAAGCUACUAAAUUAAUUUACCUUAAAUAGCAAACACGGGCGUACAUCCAC
This is a messenger RNA of Schizosaccharomyces cryophilus OY26, 504 nucleotides long. RefSeq names its product RNase P and RNase MRP subunit Pop8. The transcript is spliced from 3 exons. Gene Ontology annotation, biological process: nuclear-transcribed mRNA catabolic process, RNase MRP-dependent; intronic box C/D snoRNA processing; tRNA processing. Gene Ontology annotation, molecular function: ribonuclease MRP activity. Gene Ontology annotation, cellular component: nucleolar ribonuclease P complex; ribonuclease MRP complex. NCBI's taxonomy places the organism in Eukaryota, Fungi, Ascomycota, Schizosaccharomycetes, Schizosaccharomycetales, Schizosaccharomycetaceae. The coding region runs from base 78 to 416 and encodes 112 amino acids. The record is from RefSeq and is a predicted model, not a curated record.